Messenger RNA from Cryptomeria japonica (Japanese cedar), 1780 nucleotides. RefSeq lists its product as uncharacterized. Bases 698 to 1693 code for a protein of 331 amino acids. Lineage: Eukaryota; Viridiplantae; Streptophyta; Pinopsida; Cupressales; Cupressaceae. The record is from RefSeq and is a predicted model, not a curated record. The transcript has 4 exons.
GAUUUGCUGAGAUUUUGUGGAACUCAUUAAAAAUUAUGUGUUGCGUUGAACUUGUCAUUGUGCUACUUUUAAGGAUCACACACUUAAAAGCACAGGGUGUCUGGGUAGAAUAAUUCUUUAAUCUUAUUUUCUGUUACUAUUUUGAAUCAGUGUCAUUUGCCAAACAGAGUAUUAAUUUUGGUGCUGAUUUUAAGCCAGUAAUCCUCCAAACUGCAUAAUUUUAUGUCUAAGCUCAACCAUUUCCUACGCUAAAACACAAACACCAUUGACGCGGUUUAUAUGAUAACUGUCCACGAAUUGGAUGGCGAUUAUAGAUAGAGUUGCCAGCUACCCAUACACUAACUGGCAAAUUCCACCACCUGCAAAUUCUUUGAUACCCAAAGUUAUCCUCAUGUUGAAGUGAGUUUGAGUUUUUCAACCCUUGAACAAAUAUGGCAAUUGUUUCCCCAUAUUAUCCUCCACCUUUUGCUAUUUUUUCUAGAAGGCUACAUUCUAAUGCAAUUGUGGGUCACCAUGUAACUCAAUGGAGUUCAGUAUAGAGUCUAGACAUUGGUAUUUCUGACACUCUUUUGGGCAAAACAAAGCUUGGACUUUGGUAAAAUUUCUUGCAGUUUUCAAGGAUAUCUUGAGGAAGUGUAUUCUGUCCUCAAGAGGCCAUGCCAAAUUCUGAUUACAGGUGGCAAAGUCGGUUUUGAAAAUGGAUUCUGAGGGAAAUGAGGAUGCUGAAAUUGGAGUCCACAAAAUUGUGGAAAAUUUGAACCUCAUAAAUGAAGUCCAGAAAAAGUUGGAAGCACUCCAGAAAGAAGAACCAUCAAAUCAGAUGGCAAAGGAUCAAACUCACAUCUUGAAAACAAAAGAGCAACUGGAAGAUAUGUUUCGCCAACUUGAAACAGUUGAGGAAGUGAGCUCUGCUUUGCAAGAAUUGAAAAAGAGGGUGCAUGAAGAGAUUCUGAGCUGCAAGAACUAUAUAGACUGUAAAUCAUCACUGAGGAGAUCAAGCUGGGAUCUUGAAUCUUUGCUGGGUACAUCAGGGAGGAAAAGCUGUGACAUUCAAACUGAGUUAGGUUUGUCAAGAGGAAAUGGCUUUAGUAUUGAAUUUGAAGCAAGGAGGAGAAGCCUUCAGACUGAAUCAGAGCCAGAGCAAGAUAAGAUUUUGACAAAAACUGUAGAUCCAGGAUCUACAUCUAAGCAUAGACAAAGGCGUGUACACUUUGUGCAAAUGGAUGAUCUUGACUCUAAAAAUGCUAUAGUAUCUGUGCCCUGCUCCAUUAAUAGAUCUCAGUCUGUGAGGGCCUCAGAUUAUUUGGAAUCCAUGGAUUCUAAGGAAAAACAAUUAGCAGCUUUCAACUACCAGAAGACAUCACCAGUACCAGAAAUCAGUCAAGUGGGUGAGGCUGAGGCAAAGGGCAAUAGAGAUUUGAAGAGGUUUUCCAGAUGUGUAAAUGAGGAGGAAGAAAAUGAAAUAACUGUGCAAGGGAAUCAUGGGCAUCCAUUUAUGAAUGGAGAUUCAAAGCAAUCAGCCAGAGGACACGGUAAAAAGAAGAAAAACCUUGCUCACAGGUUGUCUAAGAUUUUUACAACAUGCGCUGUUUGUGGGUUUGCUCUAUUUUUGUCCAAGUCUUUUGGAAGAUGCGUUCUUUGUAAGUCCAAGAAAGAAACCAAGAAAAUCAAGCAGAAACACUGGGAACUAUAAAAUAAUAUGUAAAGCGUAUUUUAACUAUGGGGUACUAUAUUAUGUUCAUGAAAUUUGAGGAUAAAUCCAACUCUAUUUAUUAAUGAA